AGUUAUUGUGAUGGCGACCGCUAAGAAACUAACAGACAACCACCUCACCUGUGUCAUCUGUACAGAGGUGUUCACAGACCCUGUCACACUUGAAUGUAAUCACACAUUCUGUAAGACCUGUCUGCUAAAAUACACCAACACCCAGCCACACGCAAUACAAGCCAAAUGCAUCCCAUGUCCCUCCUGUAGACAGCUGACGAAGGUGACCAACCCUGUCAGUCCAGUUGAGGAGUGGGUCGGUCAGCUAAAACCAAGCCACGUUAUCCAAGGGCUGAUGGACGACUUUGGACCCAGGGCAGAAGCUGCCAAUGUGAAUAUCUGCAUUGUUUGCAAACAACAAGGGAAGACAACUCCUGCCACGUCGUGGUGUUCCGUCUGUGAUGAUUUCUUCUGUGAUGGAUGUCUGAAGAUGCACAACAUGAUACCAACGUCACGUGACCAUGAAGUUGUGGAUGUGUCUGGUGCUACCAAGAGAAAAUCUAAGCAGCGCUUCAUGUGUAAUAUCCACAAAGACAAACAGAUAGAGUUGUUCUGUAAAGAUUGUAGGAUGGCCAUUUGUCAUACAUGCUGCAGUAUAAAACACAGGAAAUGUGACGAUGUCGAUACUUUAGAUAGUAUGACCCCUUUUGUCAGAGAACACCUGUCAAAUCAAAACCAAAAACUGAAAAUCAAUAUGACAACUUCAGAAAAUAACAUUAUCUUCAGGAAAUCUCAAAUCAAAGAAAUAAAUUCCAAUGCGCAAAAUAUCAAAGAUGGUAUCAGAAAAACACGACAGGCAGUGGUAGACAUGAUUUUAAGGAAGGAGAAACAACUCCUUGAUAAAGUCGACCGAUCUUCUGGCGAACAAUUACAUACAAUUCAAGCAGAAAUAAAAUCCCAGGAGAUUGAGCUGCAGAUGUACCAACAGCAGUAUGAGUUCACAGCCAAUGCUGUGACGUCCAACUGUGAGAUGGACAUGUAUGCCGUCUAUGAGUCGGUGCGUGAGACGUCUACAGACAUCAGAGACACGGACAACAGACCAGUGCCAGGAAGGGUUGUAUUCACACACGACAUGGACAACAGAUCAGCGUCAGGAAGAGUUGUAUUCACACACGACAUGGACAAGCUGAGUAAAGCAGUGGAAGAGCUACAGCUGGGGGAGGUUGCUGUUGUCCGUGGUGUGAGUGACCGCCAGUCUACCCCUGUUCUACAUCACACUAUUGACUUUAAGGCGGACGGGGAUGAGACGCAUCCGUGUUUGUGUGACGUCACAGUGUUAACUGUUGACGGUAUAAAUGUGACAGUAGUUGCAGAUAACACUAACAAGAGCCUCAAAACAUAUUACACAUCAAAACCAAACACGCAUGUUAAUCAGCUACUGCUUUCUGAUUGGCCGUCGCAUAUAGCAAAGUUAAGUGAGAGUCAGGUAGCUCUCAGUCUUCCACGGAGUAAGCAAAUAGUUACAGUGAAUGUCACCCCAGAGCCUGUAUUGCUGUCAACUAUCAAAACAAGCAAGAUGUACUUUGCCCUGGCCUGUCUGAGUCCUUCACAGCUGGUGGCAGGUACAUAUGGACAGUCUCACUCUGUGGACAUACUGGACAUGACAGGGAAGAUACUGAAGUCUGUCAACACGGGCGUCAUAAGGAAUCCAGACAAUAUCCAUGUCACCAGUCAUAACGACUUGAUAGUCAGUGAACGAGGAGUCAGCUACCUUGUAUCUGUGACCAGUGAAGGAGAAGCUGUUUUCACCUACACUCCCACAGGAGACAGAGCUUUGACAGGGCCUUGGGGUAUCACCACAACCAGCACAGGAGAUGUCCUGCUUGUAGACGGAUACUCCCACAAGGUGAUUCAGCUGACAGAGUCGGGGCAGUUUGUCAGAGAUGUCCUCACACAACAGGAUGAUCUGGAAUAUCCUCGUGGUAUCUGUCUUGAUGGGGACGGGUUUCUGUAUGUUACGUGUGACCCAUAUGUGAAAGUAUUCACAUUUGUAAAAUCCGUACAUAAUCAAAUAACAUAAAACAAUUCCUGAAUCAGUCCAAGUCCUGGUCUUGCUCGUUGCUGAUUUCAAAGGCAAUUCACAAAGUUAACUCAAUGAUCAGCUGAUCCCAAGAAGCCCAAUCUCACAGCAUUACACCUGAUGUGAUCACGUGACAUGAGUCAGCUGACCUAGAACAGUGAUAUUAUUUCCUGUUUGAUAUAUCGUAUGUUGUCAGUGAAUUCCUUAACCUGUUGAACUGUUAAUCAUGAUUGGAUUCUGUUUGUAGUUUUAUGUAUACAGAUACAUUUGUUAAGUUGGUGCUCGCACGUCUUCAUUGACCUUCUCGCAGAAACGUCCAGCAGUUCAUAACAUAGACUUACUAUCGGCAGGAGUGGUGUUAACUUGUGUUGGACACAUAUACUUAACACCAGACGGACUUUAUUACCAGGUUCUGUCUACAACAGCAACUUGUGCAUCCUUCCUCGUGAGUUUGACAUAAAUUUGUUUUAGCGUUAUUAUCGUUACAGAUAAGAUAAUACUGAGUGGACGCUUUGAGAAUUGUUUAAGUGAUAUUACGUAUGAUCAUUGUUAUUAAACGUUUGUGAUGUUACGGCCGCGUUAGUGAUAGAAGCUCCCGUAAGAUAUCAAAAUACAAACCAACGAAAAGAAGCUCUCGCUGUCAAAAUAUAUCCAAGCGUUUCAGAGCCGUUAUCGCUCGAGUUGUGUUGAAGGAAAACGGGGCUUUAAAACCCAGAAAUUAAAGGGGAUGCGAUGCCAUAGUUUAAUCAUUUACUCUCAUCAUUUGUUAGAUAUUGCCUAUAUACUUGUAUAUAUGGAAGAAACUAUAGAAAGAAUUGUAAGGAAACAAGUAGCGAAUCAAUUGAUAAGUGUAUAUCACUGAAUAUCUUUAUACAAUGAAUUACUGCAAUUUAAAAGUCCAAAGUUGAAAACUGUAAGGACCUCUUUGAUAAAUUUUAAAUUAUCAUACAUGCUCUGUCAGCUAAAUACACGGUUUGGUUAAAAGUCGCCAUCCUACGUAACGUUUAAAGGUUUUCUUCCAACAUUAAGCCGACAUAUAGUGAUAUAACUGAUAUAUUCAUAGCAGCUUUAACAUCAAACCCUAUAUAAUUACUCAACAUAGUGUCAAAUUUCAGAAAUACAGCGUCGUUUGGUAAACAGGUGUCAGAAUUCCUGAUGGAAUUGAGCCUUGUCUUAUUAACAGGUACAACUUCAAAUACUAAAGCAUUAAACACAUAUCCUCACAA
This is a messenger RNA of Haliotis rufescens (red abalone), 3225 nucleotides long. Its product is annotated as tripartite motif-containing protein 2-like. Gene Ontology annotation, molecular function: zinc ion binding; ubiquitin-protein transferase activity. The record is from RefSeq and is a predicted model, not a curated record. The coding region runs from base 11 to 1999 and encodes 662 amino acids. Gene Ontology annotation, biological process: positive regulation of DNA-templated transcription. Lineage: Eukaryota; Metazoa; Mollusca; Gastropoda; Lepetellida; Haliotidae. Gene Ontology annotation, cellular component: chromatin; nucleoplasm. The transcript is spliced from 3 exons.